Molecule: messenger RNA, 912 nt
Organism: Nicotiana tabacum (common tobacco)
Lineage: Eukaryota; Viridiplantae; Streptophyta; Magnoliopsida; Solanales; Solanaceae
Source: RefSeq, a predicted model, not a curated record
AUGGAAGAAGCAAGGAAUGAAAUCAGAAGAGUGCAGAGUCAGAUGCAACAUAAUUAUACUGAUACUAUGCAAGACGAGAGAAAUGCAUUACAAAAACUGGAAAAAUGGUCAAUGAUUGAAGAGAGUAUUAUGAAGCAGAAGGCAAGGGCUAAAUGGAUACAGCUGGGAGAUGCAAACAUUAAGUAUUUCGCAGCAGUAAUGAAAGAAAGGAAGCACGGAAAUCAAAUAAAGGAACUGACAACUAUGGAUGGAAAGAAAAUCAAUAAACCAGCUAAGGUUAAAGAGAAGAUAAUUAGAUUCUAUAAGAGUCUAAUGGGCACAACAGCAAAAAGACUUACAACAAUAAAUAGAACAGUAAUGAACAAAGGGCCAAUGCUGACUCAAGAACAAAGGCUGACAUUAUGUAAAGAAGUUACUAAAUAUGAAGUAUUUGAGGGGUUAAAAGGAAUAGGAGAUGAUAAGGCUCCAAGGAUAGAUGGAUAUAGUGUUGUGUUUUUCAAAAGAGCAUGGCACAUUAUUGGCAGUGAAGUGACUACAGCAAUACAAGACUUCUUCUCAACAGGAAGAUUAUAUAGAGCCAUUAACUGUACAACCAUCACCCUAAUACCCAAGGGACUUAGACAAGGGGAUCCUAUAUCGCCAUUUCUAUUUGCAAUUGCAAUGGAGUACCUAAGUCGAAUCUUAAAGGAAAUGGCAGAGAGGAAGCAGUAUCAUUACCAUCCCAGAUAUGCUUCAAGAUUGCAAGCAAACAUAGGGAAAAACUCCAUUUAUUUUGGAGGGGGUGGGGCAACAAGUCCAAGAGCAGAUGCUGCAAACAUUAGGAUUUACAAGAGGAAUGUUACCUUUCAAAUAUCUGGGAGUUCCACUGUCAACAAGGAAGCUAACAAUGAUACAAUGGCAGCCCGUCAUUGA